Thyridium curvatum is the source of this 1752-nucleotide messenger RNA. RefSeq lists its product as uncharacterized. NCBI's taxonomy places the organism in Eukaryota, Fungi, Ascomycota, Sordariomycetes, Thyridiales, Thyridiaceae. The transcript is spliced from 4 exons. The record is from RefSeq and is a predicted model, not a curated record. Bases 1 to 1752 code for a protein of 583 amino acids. Gene Ontology annotation, molecular function: metallopeptidase activity.
AUGAGAGUCCUCGGUUUCCCACUAUGCCUCGCGGCACUCUUUGCUAUUGACUUUGCCGUCGGGCAGGACUCUUCUCUAUUGGGGGGUGCUGAGACUACCCCAGCUGCCGGGGAGCCAGUACCCACCUUGACCUCGGAGCCCUAUAUCCCCUGGGACUCUGUCCCCGGCCAGAGCUCUCCAACGACCAUACUUACGAGUGUCACCAGCCCGGAUCCGCCGGCCGAUACUGCCACUGAUGGGACCAACAAGUCCACCACAGAAGUCGAAUCAAGCAUAACCUCGACAGAUAUCCCAUCCGCGGCCAGCACCACCAACGCUACAGCCUCGGAGACGACCUCAUCGGCCGAAGCUACCUCCACAGACAUAACGCUCAUGUCCGAUGCGGACGUGACCGAGUCGGACGAGGAGAUCCCAGAGGACGUCACGACGCCGGAGCAGCACUCUGCCGAGCUGGUCGUCAACCUGCCCUCGACGAAGCCCGACGAGGGCACCGCGCGCGAGAUCGCGGCCAUGGAGACGGUCUUCUUCGACGAUUUCGCCCGCAACGCGCCCGCGCCCGCCGACGCCGGCAAGGUCCUGCUCCCGGCCAACGUCUCGAACUGCCAGCUCAAGCGCCGGAGCCUUCUCGGCAGCGCGUACCUGGGGUCUUUCGUAGCCGAGGACGGGUUCCUCGCGCGGCGCCUGCUGGGGAACAUGGGGAGUUGCACACCCGUGCGGUCGCUGACGGUUAAUAUACACUGGAACUACAUCAAGCGAAACAGGACGGCAUCAGUACCCGGGACAGGGACUAAGUCGUUGAAGAACAGAAUCGAUCAGCAGAUGACACUUCUCAAAAGUGUAUAUGGCCCGAUAGGCAUUACCUUCGUAUCCAAAAGCUACAUGAAUUGGAAACCCCCGGCAAAAGGCUCCAACAGCGACUGGUCUGUCGUUAAAAAGGACGAGGCGCGCCUGGUCGCGUGGCAGAAGCAGUCGUACGAGGGCGGAAAGACAGACCUCAACGUUUGGCUCGUCAACGACCUCAAUACGGCAAGCGGCAGCCCCAACCUGAAUGGAUAUGCUACAUUCCCGGAGGACUACACCAAGACUGGCUCCGAGGACGGAAUCGUUAUGGAACAAGCCCGCAUCGGCCCCUCGAAAUCGUCGACACUUGUGCAUGAGAUUGGCCACUGGCUCGGCCUCUAUCACACUUUUGGCAGACAAGUGAAAAGUGCCUCUGCUGACUGCAAAGUCGGCGACGGGCUCCUAGAUACGACUUUGACCAGAGGUGAUGAAGCGUGGAUAUUCAAGUGCGAGCAGGUCCCCUGCUACAGGGACCUAAGCUCUCCCCCAGAGAAGAUCACCAACUACAUGAGCUACUCCCCAUGCCGCGGCGGAGACCAAGCCUUCACCACGGACCAAAAAGCCGCCAUGUUCGCAAGAUAUCUGACCUACCGCCGAGGCUACAAGGCUGGCGAGUGCAAGUGGCAGGAUCCCAAGAACCAAGUCGCCAAGCGGGACUCGUCCAUGCAGGACCUGGUCAACGGCAAGUGCCCAGACGUACAGGCGCAGGCAGUCCGGGUCCAGGAGGCGCAAAAGGCAGAGACGCCUCGGACGACGACGAACCCGGCGACGACAGGCUCGGCCAAGGCUACUGCCACUGGCGGCUCUGCGACGGGCACGGGUACGGGGACCAAGAACGCCGCUCCGAGGAUGACUGCGGCAGGCCCCGGGUUGGCUGCUGGAGGCCUUGCUGCUUUGAUGUUUGCUAUGUGA